Colletotrichum destructivum is the source of this 854-nucleotide messenger RNA. RefSeq names its product Putative SCA7 domain, SAGA-associated factor 73. Gene Ontology annotation, biological process: regulation of transcription by RNA polymerase II; RITS complex assembly; regulatory ncRNA-mediated heterochromatin formation. The transcript has 3 exons. Gene Ontology annotation, cellular component: SAGA complex. The record is from RefSeq and is a predicted model, not a curated record. Lineage: Eukaryota; Fungi; Ascomycota; Sordariomycetes; Glomerellales; Glomerellaceae. Bases 188 to 514 code for a protein of 108 amino acids.
CCUAAUUCAUCCGGACUUCGAAAGCCAAUAAUCCGCCACUCAUCGGAACGCGCAUCUAGCACUCUCGGAGGCCUUCGCAUCCAGCACAGAUCAUCCCAAGCUUACAUCCCUCGGCUCCACACCCCCCGUGCCGUAGAAGGUACCGAACUACUCUCACUCUGCUUCCAAAAUCUCGAUCGCACCCUCCAUGGCUUCCCGACUAUCGAUUGCGGCCUACGCUCACUCAGAAGACGACGAGCAUCUAGGCAACAACAACAACACGCCCCCGCCCGGUGAAAACGCGGAUCCCACACCGAGAGCACAGAGUUCGAGUAGGCGCAAGCCUCGCCGACGACCCGUCGAUAUCGAGCGCCAGUGCGGCGUUCCGAUGGGAGGCGAGGGGCGUCUAUGUGGCGCGGCGUUGAUGUGCAGGCGGCACUCGAUGAGCGCGAAGCGGUCGGUGGCCGGAAGGUCCGCGCCGUUCGACCUACUGUUGCUGGCCGCUACUACUGCGGAGGAGAGGAGAGAAGAGUAGAGUUCGAGGUAUGCGAUCCACGCUCUUCACGUGCUCGGUGUAGGAAAAACCUUCGACGCCACAUGCGUUGGCGUGAGACGAUUCUUCCAUUUUUGCGUUUUCGUGAUGACUCAGGGCUGUUGUUUAUGGUGGUUGUCGUGUACUUGGCCUUUCUGGUGUAUUUUACGCUUUGCUUCCAUCACCGAUUGGCUCUUGUCUCCCGUGUAAGCCGGUUCGUGGCCUGGGAUGGACGAAGGGUAACAGCCCUACGCUUUUCAAAUAGGACAGCAUCCCAUCCUCUCUUCAUGUAUAUCGUCACUCAUGCGGGAAGUAAGACAGAUGCAAGCACGAUUCCGGCGUG